AUGGACCAUCAGGGCGCAGGUUUCGCCUUUGACACCAACAUGGAUUUCAGCAACAUGUUCGCGACGCCGCAGCAGCAGCAGUCGUACACGCCAGCGGAUAACACUUCUGGCUUCUUCUUCGCUGACGAGGGUAUCGAUACUUCCGCAUCAUCAUCUUUCAUUGAUCCGGCUGUAUUCGAAACCAACGCUCAGCAGUGCACAAUGCAACAAAGUCUGACCUUGGAUGACACCUCGGCGACCCCAGCAUGGAUGGCACAGCUCACACCUGAUAUGCAGCUCCAACAUACCGCGAAGGCCUACCCACCUACACCACUUCACUCAUUUGAUGCCAUGCCUACGCAGUUCAAUGCGCUUGGCAAGCGGCCGCUGCAGCUUGAGACGCAGGACUACCCUCAGUCUAAGCGUCACGCAAGCUUUGAUUUCCCAUUAUUCCCAACACCUCCUGCAACGACGACAUCCAGCUGGGGUCUGGAGGCGACCCCGCCCGUGGCCGUAGAAGGACUUCCAGAUGAAGCAGCCGAUGUCUGCGCAACGUGGUUCCAUAAAUACAAUGUGCUGCCCAGGCACAUCGACUCACUGAGCCAGCUCACCGGUGAGCCUGCAGAUGCCAUCCGAAGCUGGUUCGGUCAGCUCUUGAAGCAGGGCAUGGGUGGCAACCAGAGCGAUUCGGCCUACAAGUCCCAAACGGCACUCAUCCAACAAGACCGGCAACAGAAGCAGCCGGAACUCUUUUGGGAUGAUCAGACGUACCAAACAGAGCUUUCGGGGGCAUACACUGCUUUCGGGAACACUAUACAACAAGCACUCGGAGAGACUGUUACCCCCGGCUCGUCACCAAAUUGCGACAACACUACCGUCACCGUACAGCCAGCCACCACACGGGGUAAGAAACGGUGCACGCCUACUGAAGACCUGGAGUUGCUCGGUAGGGAUCCCAGAAAAAUUUACCAGUGCACUCGGAAAUGCGGCAAGCGGUAUGGCCGUAAGAAUGACUGGAAGCGGAAUGAGGAAGAAGGCUACCCAUGCAAAUCAUGGGUCUGCAGCCUGUGUACAGUCGGGGGUGUCGAUAACGUUCGACCGUGCUUCAGAAAGUACCACUUUGUCCAGCAUUUCCGCAAUAUCCACCCUGAGAUGAACGCGGAGGACUUCGACGAGGCCAGCACCGUAUACUCCGAGACCGAAUUCCCACGCAAGUGUGGAUUUUGCCGACAUCGCUUCGAGACGAGACAAGAACGAAUAGAUCACAUUGCGGAUCACUUCAAGCAAGGCAAAACUAUGCUUGACUGGCGCGACGAGGAAGACAACGACAGCCUCAAUUCCGCAGACGACGACAAUGACGACGGGCCAGGCGAUGGCGGCUUCGGUGGCAAGCCUUCCCCUCAACCGCCUUUCCAUCCUCAGGGUGACGGUGGCUCCAAACAUACUGGCUCGGGCGGCAGCGGCGGUUCUGCAGGCCAGUCAUCAAGCGGCGGAUUCUUCCAAUUCCAGCUCUCACAACUCGGUGAGAGCCAGUUGUAUUGUGCGGACCAACUUAUCAAACCCACUACACUUUCGCCGAACAUCUCUCAGUCAUCGAUCUCACCUGAAACGACCGAUCAGCAACUACUGCAAAACAGCCACGUUGCUACAGAGGAAAACCACAAGAAUGCUCUGGCCAGCGAUGUGCUCUCCCAGUCCGUGAGGAGUGUACUCCUCAACUCAUCCUCAGGCAGUCGAACGGAUGCUCGACUAUCAGAACACCCUCAUUGGAAGUAUUCCAGGGCUGAUGUAGCCGCUGCUGCUCCAGGGUCAUCCGCCGCACCUCUCUCCAGCCCAGAGUAUCCAGAUAUCCAGCCUUCCGACGCAUCAUUGGAUACGAAGUCAAUCACGUCCACUCAAGACAAUGCAGCCAUGACACUAUUCAGGACAGAAAUGCGUCCAUCAACGACGUCAUUCCUAAGUGUCAAGCUUCUGGGCUCCGGAGGCUUUAGUACAGUCGAUGAAGUCGUGCAUCAGCAGACGGGACUCCACGUCGGUCGCAAGACACUCAAGAACCGUGACCAGACCGCGAUUGCGGAGCUCAAGAAGGAAGUCAGCGUUCUUCAGAAGCUUCGCCACCCUCACAUAAUUCGAUUCCUUGGGGCCUACUCUAGAGGCGACAAGAUGUCGAUCCUCCUCUCACCCGUUGCGGAGACAACGCUUGCAGGAUGGCUCCAGCGAACAGCGCUGCAGAAGCCUGCCAACCUGCCAGAGACUAUUACCAAGAUGUUUGGCUGUCUUGCCUCCUCAGUGAGGUAUCUCCACGAGCAGCGACCUGUUGUCAAGCAUAUGGACAUCAAGCCUCAGAAUAUUUUGAUCGUAGAAGGCGAUCAGGAAUUCCCACACGUCGUGCUCAGCGACUUUGGUGUCAGCUCCGCAGAAGAAGUGGGCGACGACCAGCGCAAGCCGCUAACACGCCAAUACAUCGCCCCUGAAGUCUUUGAGGGCUUUACUCGCAAGCAGGCAGCUGACAUAUGGAGUCUUGGUUGUGUCUUCGCCGAAAUGGCGUCUGUAUCAUUCAGCCAAGGCAACACGGGAUGGUCAGCUUUCCGCAAGACAUUCAGCGGUCGUACUGGCAAACACUACUGGCAGGACGUCUCCGGUAUACAAGACAAGCUUGCCGCAUUCUUGGCUGAGGCAAAUACUACGACGGAGCAGACCGUUGUGCGUACGCUUCAGACCAUGUUGAAUGCCGAUCCAGAUGAGCGGCCGGACGCACGAUCAUUGACCAUGAUCUUUACUCCCGCACCAUGCUGUCUCAACUGGCCGAACGACAAGGCGACAUACCCUGGCCCACAAGAGGAACUCGGCGGAGUAGAGACGCUUGCUCACCAAGGCGGCGACGAAACCUGCUGCCAUUCCCACGCUCACGGCAAGAACAGCACCGAGUCAGAGCCUAGUCUUUGCAAUGCGAAGAUCUGGCUAGACGAGUGUACACACACUCACGAAGCUUGUCACCAUACAGCAGAGCGCGAUGCCAGCAACCUACCCACACGUCUGAUCGAGAUUCUUCCGGGAAGUCCGGGUGAUGCAAUUCGCUCGAGAAUUGUUCAGACCGACAGCCUGAAGUCGUCUACCGAAUAUGUCGCCUUGAGCUACGUAUGGGGCGACAACCAGCCAGUACUCUCCAGCAGCACGCUGUUGAGCAUGCGAAGUGAGCUGCCUCUGGGAACACUCCCGAUGACAGUCGCGAAUGCGAUUGCGACAGCACAUCGCCUGGGCCACAACUAUUGCUGGCUAGAUUCACUAUGUGUGCUUCAAGAUUCGGAAGAAGACAAGCAACAAGAGUGCACGAGGAUGGCGUCCACCUUCCGUAACGCAGCACUGACAGUCGUACUUGACCAGUUGACCGGCGAAGCGGUCAUGUCGGGCAUACCUGAAAAGAACUACCCAGCGUCCUUACUUGGAUCAGCAAACAGCACAAGCCCGACUCCAGGUCGACAGCCGGCUUCUGCCUUGCUGCCAGCUGGCAUCCUGACUACACCCAACUUCGGCUGGGAUACACGUGCAUGGGCGUUACAAGACCGCCUGCUCAGUCGACGCUUCCUUCACUUGGGUGAACAGUUGUACUGGGAGUGCAACACGCUCAAGGCUUCCGAAACCUUCCCUCGCGGUCUCUCAGCACUAGUCUGGGAGAAGGUGCAUACGGAAUCUGAUCAAGGUAUACCGUCUAUGCCAAUCGCUGCUGCAAAUGGGAAUAGCAAGAGCAGCAAUGCAGUCCAGCAGAUGCUGAACGGCCUCGACGACGACUACUUGGACAAUCGGAAAGACCAGACCUGCGGUGCCAACCAUGGGGAGGGGAAGAUGAAGAGAUGA
This is a messenger RNA of Alternaria conjuncta, 3834 nucleotides long. RefSeq lists its product as uncharacterized. The record is from RefSeq and is a predicted model, not a curated record. Gene Ontology annotation, molecular function: ATP binding; protein kinase activity. The coding region runs from base 1 to 3834 and encodes 1277 amino acids. Gene Ontology annotation, biological process: protein phosphorylation. The transcript is spliced from 4 exons. NCBI's taxonomy places the organism in Eukaryota, Fungi, Ascomycota, Dothideomycetes, Pleosporales, Pleosporaceae.